Messenger RNA from Rotaria socialis, 1011 nucleotides. The record is from the annotation of a GenBank genome assembly. NCBI's taxonomy places the organism in Eukaryota, Metazoa, Rotifera, Eurotatoria, Philodinida, Philodinidae.
AUGAAUACAACAACAUCAAGUCGAAUUUUAACCGAUGUUCCUUGUAAAGUUUGUCAUGAUAAUUCGUCUGGUAAACAUUAUGGAAUAUUUGCAUGUGAUGGGUGCGCGGGAUUUUUUAAACGAUCAAUACGACGAAAUCGUCAAUAUACGUGUAAAAAUCAUGGUAUAGGAAAUUGUCCUGUCGAUAAAACUCAUCGAAAUCAAUGUCGAAGUUGUCGUUUAAGACGUUGUUUAGAAUCCGGAAUGAAUAAAGAAGCUGUUCAACAUGAACGUGGACCAAGAAAUUCAACAAUAAAAAAACAAAUGGCUUUAUUACUGAAAGAAUCCACUGAUUUAUUGCAUGCAUAUCAGUUUCAUCGUUAUCAAUCAUCAAUACCAUUUCAAAAUCCUCAAUCGGUUCCAAAAUAUCCAACUAUUGAUCAUCAUGAAUUAGCAGCUAAGAUUCUAUUUAAUGCAAUCAAUUGGAUCAAAACAGUGCCAGCCUUUACAUCAUUAUCCAAUCGCGAUCAACUUUGUCUACUUGAAGAAAGUUGGCGUGAUUUAUUUAUUCUAACUGCCGUUGAACAACAAUAUACACUAGAUGUAGAAGAACUGAUUUAUUCAAAUCGUCAAUAUGAAAUGUUUAGAGCCGAUAUUGAAAAUUUUCAAGAAAUUUUAAAUAAAUUAAAACAAAUGAAAAUGGAUCCCAAUGAAUUAAUUUGCUUAAAAAAUUUUGUUCUAUUUAAAGCAAAUUUAAAUGAUUGUCAAACAAUAAUUAAUCCUCAAUUAAACGAUAUACAUUCAAUUAAUUAUUUACAUAAUCAAGCACACAUACUAUUGAGUACAUAUAUCAAUAAACAAUAUCCAUGUGAAGAAAAUCGUUGUUUAAAAUUAUUAACACUGAUAUCAUCGUUUCGAUUAAUAUCAUCGUCGAUAAUCGAAGAAGUUUUCUUUCGAAAAACAAUCGGAGACAAAACUCAUAUGGAACAACUUGUCAAAGAUAUGUAUAGAAUGGUUGCUAUUAAUUCAUAA